AAUACAAACAAUUAUAAAUUGCCCGGACCUCCGACGACAAAGCUGCGCCCAACUCGUAAAGGAGGAAGAAGACAUGGCUAGCGCUGGAGGCAAGGUUUCGUUCAAGGUCAUCCUCACUUCCGAUCCGAAACUGCCCUUCAAAGUUUUCAGCGUCCCGGAGGCCGCCCCAUUCACCGCCGUUCUCAAAUUCGCCGCCGAGGAAUUCAAAGUACCUCCCCAAACCAGCGCUAUCAUCACUAAUGAUGGAGUAGGAAUCAACCCUCAACAAAGUGCAGGAAAUGUUUUCCUCAAACAUGGAUCCGAAUUGCGCCUGAUUCCCCGUGAUAGGGUAGGAGGUUCUGCCUAGAUGGAUAAGGUGUCCUCUUGAGCUAGUCAAGAGACUAAGUCUGUAUCUUAUCUUCCAGACUCAUUUUACUUUUGGCAAGUAAUUUGUUGUCAAGUUCCUAUGUUACAGUGUUAUACUCAGACUAGAGCUGUACUGGGAAGUUAAGCUGAAUAAAUGUCCUAAACUUUGAACUGAAGUACA
Molecule: messenger RNA, 526 nt
Organism: Ipomoea nil (Japanese morning glory)
Lineage: Eukaryota; Viridiplantae; Streptophyta; Magnoliopsida; Solanales; Convolvulaceae
Product: ubiquitin-fold modifier 1
Exons: 4
Coding region: 74-346 (90 amino acids)
Biological process (GO): protein K69-linked ufmylation
Cellular component (GO): cytoplasm; nucleus
Source: RefSeq, a predicted model, not a curated record